AUGCGUACAGAGACAGCGCUCUGCGGGCACAGUUCCUCCACCGCCGCUGGUGUCUGUGCGCCUGGUGCUGUGGCCGCCUGCCCCGGCCCGGCCGGCCGGCCACUUGGCAACCAACCAGCCAGGCGCUCAAACACACAGGCAAGGAUAGCGUUAUAUGAACAAAUAAUAAUGACACACACAGUCUGGAUAGAUGGUAAGCUUUCAGGAGGAGAAAUGUGCGCAAGUCAAAACAUACUUGCUGUCUCGCCAACGAAGGGAAUACGAAGAAAGAAACGUUCAGUCCCUUUCGCGUUAGCCCUUACAAACAACGCUACGAGAAUAUGCUACCCUAAUACUUCGUCGAUCUAA
This is a messenger RNA of Danaus chrysippus (African queen), 348 nucleotides long. The record is from the annotation of a GenBank genome assembly. NCBI's taxonomy places the organism in Eukaryota, Metazoa, Arthropoda, Insecta, Lepidoptera, Nymphalidae.